Messenger RNA from Mizuhopecten yessoensis (Yesso scallop), 1342 nucleotides. Its product is annotated as tRNA dimethylallyltransferase, mitochondrial-like. Gene Ontology annotation, molecular function: tRNA dimethylallyltransferase activity. Gene Ontology annotation, biological process: tRNA modification. The transcript is spliced from 9 exons. Lineage: Eukaryota; Metazoa; Mollusca; Bivalvia; Pectinida; Pectinidae. The record is from RefSeq and is a predicted model, not a curated record. Gene Ontology annotation, cellular component: mitochondrion. The annotation marks the transcript as partial.
UUUAUCCAAGAUGGCAGCCCCCAUCCGAUUGCCCGUCGUGGUGGUUUUGGGAUCAACAGGGACGGGGAAAUCUAAGUUGGCACUUCAGUUAGGGAAGAUUUUCAACGGAGAAAUCAUUAGCGCAGAUUCCAUGCAGGUCUACAAGGGGCUGGAUAUCAGCACUAACAAAGUGACCACAGAAGAGUUAAGGCAAUGUCCUCAUCACAUGAUAGAUUUCCUGAGCCCCCUGACCAGGAACUAUACCGUGACCGACUACAGGGACGCUACUCUGCCAAUUAUAGACCGCCUUCUGAACCAGGGGAAGCUGCCUAUCAUUGUUGGAGGCACAAGCUACUACAUAGAGUCUCUGUUGUGGAACUUUAUCAUCACUAAGCAGGAUAUUGAGAAGGCCAUCAAGGAAGAGCAAAGUCCAGCCAAAAGACAGAGACUAUUACAGGCAGAGCCCCCAGUGGAUUUAUCUAGUAAAAUAGGACUAUCUUCCUUAUGUUCAGGAGGUGCAGUUGAAGUGGCCAAGGAAACCUCCCCCCAUCUCUUGUGUAACAAGAAUCUGAUUCCAGAUGGGACGACUGAACCUCAGAGAAGCCAUGAUGGUGAAGAAUGUGAUACCAAGACAACGGACAUUUCUGGUAAACACAAAUUAAAAGAAUAUGGAGAUGGGACGUCGUCUGAAUUGGAAAAAUACGAUGAGGUGGACUCUGAUGUACUGUUUAAACGUCUGAAGGAGGUGGACCCAGAAAUGGCCCUGAUGAUCCACCCAAACAAUCGACGCAAGAUAAUAAGGGCCUUAGAGAUGUAUGACACACACAGGGUAAAGUUGAGCAGUGUACAUAAGGUCCAGAGGGAGAAACUGUCCAGUCAGUCCCCAAGUGGACCCCUGAGGUUCCUGAAUACCUGUGUGUUCUGGCUACAGAGUGAUCUACAAGAACUGGGAAAGAGAACUGACGAGCGAGUGGACAAAAUGAUAGAACGAGGCUUAAUUAAUGAAUUAAAGGACUUCCAUCAUCAGUACAAUGCUGACCGCUUACAGCAGGAAAGUGUGCCAGACUACACACAUGGUAUAUUCCAAAGUAUUGGCUUCAAGGAAUUCCACGACUACUUGGUGUCAUCCGAGGAGGAGCGAAACACAGACAAGGGGAGGCAACUCUUUCAAGAUGGAGUAGAAAAUUUGAAGAAAAGAACCAGGGCCUAUGCCAAAUACCAGGUGAAGCAUAUUCGCAACAGAUAUAUCAAACGGAGAGGUUCGAACACAUUACCGGUGUAUGGACUGGAUGUCUCUGAUACGUCAAAGUGGGAGGAUCAGGUGAAAACACCAGCUGUGGAAAUUCUCACCGACAUUUUACAG